AUGUUGCCCCCGAAUCACGUAUUCAUUGAUUUAGUCCCCGAAAAUACUUGUUUUUCGUCAAAUCAGUCCCUAUGGCCGUAUUCCAUCAAGUCUCAGGCGAAAGCUCCGAUUUGUCCUGGGCAUUUUGUCGUGGUGCACCCUCCACGCCUCCCACGGCGUCGAGCACUUCCCCACCCCAAAGUCUCCGGUGACCAAGUCUCACAUCCUAAAGCUCCUCCGGCAAGCCAAGUCGACGCUGGAAAUGCAGUGGUGCUUCUCAAAUCAAUGCUCGAAACCACAACCUUAAACCCUACGUUAUCACAGCUCACGACAAACUUAAACCCCUCCUUUUUCCACCAAGUUGUCCAAAUCUUGCGAGACAAUUUCUCCCGCAAGGCCUCCAAAUCUGCGCUGCACCUACUGGCCAACGUUUGCCAGAGAGGGAGGAACCGGAUCAAGGCGGCGGAGGCCGGGGCGGCGACCGUGCUGAUCGAUCUACUGCUGGACACGAACGAGAAACGAUAUUGCGAGUGGAUUCUGAGCGUACUGGAGCAGCUUUGCCGGUGCGCGGAGGGGCGGGCGGAGCUGCUGAAGCACGCGGUGGGGCUGGCGGUGGUGUCGAGAAAAAUCCUGAGGGUGUCGCAGGUGGCGAAUGAGAGAGGUCUGAGGAUCUUGUACUCCAUCGCCAAGUUCUCUGCUUCUCCCAGUGUGGUGCAAGAGAUGUUGCAGCUGGGAAUGGGGGCGAAGCUGUGUUUGGUUAUACAAGUGGAUUGUGGGGUUGGGAAGAACAAGGAGAGAGCUGCUGAGAUUCUCAAAUUGCAUGCUAAGGAAUGGAAAAAAAAAUAUUUUUAUGCUUGUAAAGAAUUACUCCGUAUUCAGCUUCUCUGCUAUGUUGAGUGA
Messenger RNA from Ipomoea nil (Japanese morning glory), 879 nucleotides. RefSeq names its product E3 ubiquitin-protein ligase PUB23-like. Bases 1 to 879 code for a protein of 292 amino acids. The record is from RefSeq and is a predicted model, not a curated record. Gene Ontology annotation, molecular function: ubiquitin protein ligase activity. The transcript is spliced from 2 exons. Lineage: Eukaryota; Viridiplantae; Streptophyta; Magnoliopsida; Solanales; Convolvulaceae.